Molecule: messenger RNA, 1987 nt
Organism: Anoplopoma fimbria (sablefish)
Lineage: Eukaryota; Metazoa; Chordata; Actinopteri; Perciformes; Anoplopomatidae
Gene: cfap53
Product: cilia and flagella associated protein 53
Exons: 7
Coding region: 1-1515 (504 amino acids)
Source: RefSeq, a predicted model, not a curated record
AUGUUUUAUUUCUGUGUGAAACAGAGAGCAAAGUUCCCGUCCUCCAGGCCGGCGGACCAGCUGAUCCUGGACAGACAGAAGCAGGACGCCGUCAGAGACCAGGUCCUGGACUUCACAAAGAACCAGCAGUCCUGGGACAUCAAGACCUCGUGGCUGAAGAGUUCAGACCGACGUUUCCUGAGAGGAACCGUCCAGAGACGAGUCCAAACCGCUCUGAACCAACAGGAAGUCCACAUGGACGAGAGGAGAGACAGGUUGCGUUCCCUGUUGGAGACGGAGGAGCAGCAGCUCCUGCAGGAGAUGGAGGAGAAGACGGAGACGUCGGUGGAGAGACAGGCGAAGAUGAGAGAACGAGCUAAGAGCCUGAGGGAGAAGAGAGAGAGAGACAGGCAGCAGCUGGUCUCAGAGAAGAUGGAGCAGCUCUUCAGAGAGCAGUGUGACGAGCUGAGGACGGUGGAGAGCCGACGGCGGGAGCAGCAGGUGUGUUUGGAGCGAGCGGCUCAGGUGAGCGGCCGGCAGCAGCAGCAGCAGCAGCAGCAGCAGGAGGAGAAGCUGUUCCAGGAGCUGUGGGAAUCAGACCGCCGAGCCAAAGAGGAGAGGGAGGCCGAGCGGGAGGAGAGACGGCGGCAGAGGAACCGGCAGCAGCUGGAGGUCAUCAGGGGUCAGAUGGAGGAGGCGGAGCUUCAGAGACAGAAGUACCGAGAGCUGAGGGAGGAGGAGAAGGAGCUCAUGCUGCAGCAGCAGGAGAUGCAGCGGCUGCAGCAGCAGCGCAAGCAGCAGCGGACUCUUCAGGACCAGCGGACCCGGCGGCGGCAGCUGGAUCAGGGUCUCCGUCUGAAGAUGAGGCGUCUGUCCAGAGAGCAGCAGGACGAGCUGCAGCUGGACAUGAACAUCCUGCAGACGCUGCUGCAGCACGAAGUGGACGAGAAACAGGAAGCGGCUCAGAGGAAGGUGGAGCUGUGUGAGGAGCAGAGGAGGUACCGGCAGUAUCUGUCUGAGGAGCUGCAGACGCAGAGGAGGGAGGAGGAGGAGACGGAGCAGCUGAUGGAGGAGAUGCUGAAGGAGGUCUGGACCAAAAGGGAGCAGCAGAGCCGACUGCAGAGAGAGGCCAGGAACAGACUGAUGGAGGAGGUGAUGGAGGCCCGGAGGCUGCAGAUCCAACACAAACUGGACCUGAACUUACAGAAACAAAUGGAGCUUUCCAAAGAAAGAGACGAGAUGAACAGAGCAGCGGAGGAAACGAAGCUGAUGGACGACGAGGAGAAAAGAAGACUGAAGCAGACCUCGGAGGCGUACCAGGCCGACCUGAAGGCUCAGAUGAAGCAGCAGCAGCAGCUUCGGUUGGAGCAGAGAGCUCAGGCUGAGAAGGAGCACCAGCAGGGUCUGAUCCUUCAGGAUCUGUACGACCAGAGGAAGGAGGAGCUCCUGUCUCGGCCCACAUCUCACACCACCGCCACCCAUCCGUUCAGACGAGCUGAGGGAUCCGCUUCUGCCUCCAGACUCCGCCUCACAUAAUCAACAUGGAAGUAACACAUCAUUACUCUGAUGUUCUUCAAAAAGCAGAUCAGAAAAAUAAAUCAAGGUCUGUGAGCUUUGAAUUCAAUCCUUUCAAAACACUGACAUGUAAAUACAUCUUUACAUCAAAUCAAAGAGGACAUGACUCAAUAAAACAACAUUUAAAUAACAGCUUCUAGUCGUCAACAUUUACACUCAAACAUCGUUGUUCCAGAAUCACAGAAGGUCACAUGUUUGACAGAAAGAAUAUAAAAAACAAUAAAAUAAUACAUUUUAUAUAUAUUCUAAUUCACCAGGAAAAAGUGUUUUCAUGAUUUAAAAGUCUUCCAUAGAAAGUAAUCUGAAUAUUAUCUCUCUGUUUUAUUAGACGCAUUAACAUGUUGGCCUGAUGGUGGUGUUAGAUGAGAGGUUCAUCCUCAGGAGAACAUGAAUGAUAUUAACAUCCAUAGAGCUGCUCUCAAUGUAAUCAAAG